Staurois parvus is the source of this 354-nucleotide messenger RNA. Lineage: Eukaryota; Metazoa; Chordata; Amphibia; Anura; Ranidae. The record is from the annotation of a GenBank genome assembly.
GGAUGGACACAUAGGAUAACAUACCGGGGAUGGACACGUAGGAUAACAUGCCGGGGAUGGACACGUAGGAUAACAUGCCGGGGAUGGACACAUAGGAUAACAUGCCGGGGAUGGACACAUAGGAUAACAUGCCGGGGAUGGACACAUAGGAUAACAUGCUGGGGAUGGACACGUAGGAUAACAUGCCGGGGAUGGACACGUAGGAUAACAUGCAGGGGAUGGACACACAGGAUAACAUGCCGGGGAUGGACACGUAGGAUAACAUGCCGGGGAUGGACACGUAGGAUAACAUGCCGGGGAUGGACACAUAGGAUUACAUGCUGGGGAUGGACACAUGGGAUAACAUGCUGGGGA